Molecule: messenger RNA, 9425 nt
Organism: Mya arenaria
Lineage: Eukaryota; Metazoa; Mollusca; Bivalvia; Myida; Myidae
Product: mitogen-activated protein kinase 14-like
Exons: 12
Coding region: 105-1193 (362 amino acids)
Biological process (GO): protein phosphorylation; intracellular signal transduction
Cellular component (GO): cytoplasm; nucleus
Molecular function (GO): MAP kinase activity; ATP binding
Source: RefSeq, a predicted model, not a curated record
ACAGGAAGUGAAACAAUCGUAAAUUUCUACUCAGUUGUUGCAAAAUUUUGCAAAGCCCUUUGUUUUAUUUGUUAUAUCGGUGUAUCAAAGCCUUGUAUGCAUAAAUGGCGGGCAAAAAACCGCUUAAAGACGGGUUUUACCGGGUGGAGUUGAAUAAAACCGACUGGGUGGUUCCAAAUCGUUACCAAUGCUUAACACCGGUUGGUGUUGGGGCCUAUGGACAAGUUUGCUCUGCACUUGAUACAAAAACUAACAGGAAGGUAGCAAUAAAGAAACUGUCCAGGCCGUUCCAGUCGGCCAUUCAUGCCAAAAGAACAUACAGAGAAAUAAGAAUGUUAAAGCAUAUGGUGCACGAAAAUGUAAUCGGCCUUCUAGAUGUGUUUACACCUACAGAAACAUUUGAUGAGUUCGAUGAAGUUUACCUGGCCACAGCUCUGAUGGGCGCGGAUAUGAACAAUAUAAUCAAAACACAGAGACUCAGUGAUGAUCAUGUACAGUUUCUAAUAUAUCAGGUUCUACGUGCAAUGAAGUAUAUCCAUUCUGCUGGCAUUAUUCAUAGAGAUUUAAAACCAAGCAAUAUAGCAGUGAAUGAAGACUGUGAACUGAAGAUAUUAGACUUUGGCCUGGCGCGACACACAGAUGACCAAAUGACAGGUUACGUGGCCACAAGAUGGUACCGCGCUCCGGAGAUUAUGUUGAACUGGAUGCAUUAUAAUCAAACAGUGGAUGUGUGGUCAAUAGGCUGCAUUAUGGCGGAGAUGCUGACUGGACGACCGCUUUUUCCUGGCACUGAUCAUAUUGAUCAACUUACAAAAAUACUAACUCUUGCGGGCUCGCCAAAUGAACGACUUCUUUCCAAGAUCAGUAGCGAGGAGGCGAGAAAUUAUAUUCAGCAACUGCCAAAGUGGGAAAAGAAAGAUUUCAAGAAAGUUUUUGAAGGAGCAAAUCCAAUGGCCAUAGAUCUGUUGGAGAGAAUGCUGGACCUGGACGCAGACACGCGCAUUACAGCCGAGCAGGCACUCGCCCACCCGUACCUUAGCCAAUAUGCCGAUCCUUCUGACGAACCCACUGCGCCAAAAUAUGACGAGUCCUUCGAGUCAAUGGAGUAUUCUAUACCUGAAUGGAGAAAGCUAGUCUACGAAGAAGUGAUUUCCUUUGUUCAACCUGCUGGGGAGGGCAUGGAAACUGCAUAAAAUUUUGUUCAGUUCAAACAGUAGCAGUCAGCAAUUAGUAGAGUAGCAGACAACAAUUUCUGGAGUAGCAGACAACAGUUACUAGAGAAUGCUGCUGAUAGUGUUUCAUCUGAAUGUUAUUUUUCUGUGCAAAUGUGUAAGAUGCCAUAUCUUGACAAAAUAAGGUAUCUGGUCUACAAUUAGUUGAAUUUUGGAUGCAUGCGGCCUGGACAUAUUGGUUUGGUCAAUGGUUUGUUAUGAAAAGAAAGAAAAUGAAAAAAAACUAGACUAUAAAAUAUUUCUAACAACCUUUUUAUGUUGAAAGAUUGCAAAAUUGACCAGUUGAUGUCUGAUGUCAUUUGAAAUAAAGAACAAAAACAUUAAUCAUUAUCAAUUAUGUUAAUUUUCUUCGGUCAAUAUUUUUUACAUACCGUAUUAGAAUUAAGUAAGAAAACGCCUUUCAAAUGAUACCAAUAUUAUAUGGGGACACCAGGCAUAAACAUUUAACAUAACGAUCAAUUACAUGAUCAAACAAAACUCGCAUUGUGCAUCAGAUACCUUAAGUCAAUAUCUAUGAAAAUGUAUAAACAGGCUAUAACACUGUUGUCAGAGUGCUAUACCUCAAUGAAAAUUGAUUCUAACUGUGAGAAUGAUUUCUACUGUGAAAAUGGUUGAUGGUAGAGGAGUACGAGUUCUGUUACUUAGCUUUAAAGAGUGCCACAUAAUUUUUAGAACUGCAUAUGCAUAAUUGUAUAGUUUUUCAUUGAUAGGGAAUUAUCAUCAAAUGGAAUACUGGAAUGUUCGUAGUAUAUGUUAGUUUCAACAUAAAGGUGCUAAAAAUUAUAAAAUUAAAAAAAAAGAUACACUCUUUCAUUUUGUGUUAGUGAGAUUGCGAGGUAAAUGUUCCAAUUAUUAAAUAUAGUUGUUCUUGUAAUGAAGUUGUUAAUGAUAGAUCAAGCUGUACAAAGUCAUUAUGUUUGAGAUAUUUAUGAAAAAGCCAAUGUUUUUCACUAUUCAUUGUAGAUUACAAUAUGGUUAAAACAUUUCUGAUUUCUUAAAAAAAUAAAAUUGUAUUGUGCUAUUUUUUUACUAUUGUUUGUAGAAAUAGAAAACUUAAUUGUUCAUUUAAAUUCUGCAUCAUUUUUUUAAAUAUAUUUUAUACACCUGUUUAACAAAUUGGACUUAUUAUGGAAAUACCCAUUUUGGUCAGACAGAGUCAGUAAAGUUGUCCGCUUACACAUCCAUUAUUUCAUUUAAUGAUUACCAAACUUGGUGGAAAUAUUUUAUAAGCAUAAUAUCGGACAAAAUUCACCUAUAUAAUGUUCCAAAUCUUGAAUAGAAAUUGAUAACAAAGUGUGCUGACAUUUUAUCUCAGUUAAGUUUGAUAUCGUCAUCUUUGAAUUGUCUGUAAUUGAUUUUGAUGGCAUCAUUUACAGGUGUAAUUCUCCACUCUUAUUGAUUUAGAUAGCGGCCAUAAUUGAGUUUCUAACACUCUUGUUUCAGACACUCUUGUGUCAACUAUUAUGAAAAUGUAUAAAAAUUACAUUAUUACAUAAAUGUGUAGAAUGUAAUUUUUUCAUCCUAAAAAAAAAUCAUUGAGAUUUAGGACGUCAUUUCUUACUGUCAAAAUAUAAAAUACUUACAAAAUUAUCUCACACUUCUAUGACUAUUUUCUUGAUAUCAUCUGUAAUUUGAUCACCUCUUGAAUACUGAUCAAUGAUCAUUAUGACAUUAUGAUAUAAUUUCUGCAAAGUUUGUCAGAAUUAUAUAUUUCCUUACAUCCGAUGCUAUAUACAAAUCAUAACUUUGUUUUGUAUUUUCAUUUGACAUUCGCAUAAUUUGACAAAUUAUUUGUUUGGACACUUGUUAAGGAUUACCUCACUUUACUGUUAUUUCAUUUUUUAUACUAGUUUAAUCUGGCACCAGAUUCGAAACUACUUAAGCAUAGCAGGUUUAAGUAUCUUAUAUUAUUGAGCGAAAUUACUUCCUAAUGCUGGAUCUUACAUAACAAAAAGCAGUUACGGUUAUCGAAACUUCUCAUAUAAGUUUCUUUAAAAAUCUCAAAAUUCUUUUAAAUGGGAAAUUUCUACGAUUAAGGCAGUGUUGUUUGUUUACACUGUGACACAUGAUUGUAAUAGUUAGCUAAAGGUGUUGGCACAUAAUGCUUGUGUAAUUAAUAUUCCAUGGUUUACAAUAACCUUUGCCUUUUUCAUGAUUCAAUAAAAUUCACAAGUCAAGACAAAAAACUAAUUUUCACAUUUUUUCACUGCGUCCAAUCUAUGGUAUUACGUUUUUUACCUGUUUUGUUUUGUCUGUGUCCUAAUAAACGUAGCGUUCUAGACCCAGGGUAUUUUGGUAAACAGAAACGAACAUAGUGAGCUUAGCUUGAUCCUGUAACAAGGGACUUGAGUGUGUUCCAGAAAUUUGGACCUCAAGGUUCAUUGCUUUAACUUUUAGCUUUCAAGUUGUUACACUGGUGGACUGUUUGCAGAGAGCUUUCCUUGUCUAGAAUUUUGCUGCAUCACGGAAAGCACUUUUUUUUAUUCUAAUCUUUGCAUUAAAAAUCUGCAUCUAAAAUGAACUUUAAAAACCAUAUUCAUGGAUUUUCAGGAGGUGUAGCCUAAUCUUUACGUCUUUUUUUUGUUUGUCAAUUUUGUCACCAAAGGUGCUUUUUAAAACACAUGAUGUGAAGUUAUUGCCUAGUAAGGAGGGCUCUCAUGUGGUACUGCAUUCUGCCUACAAAACUCUAGCUACACUUAGUAGGCUUUACGCUGGUUCCUUGAACUGCUUGUUGUGAAGUUUGUUAACAUACCCAUCUGAAGUACACAACAUAGUUCUAAAUGGAAUCUGUAUAUAAUAUUUCUGUAGAACAUUCGUGUAAUGGGAUUUAGUUCAUGCCAAUCUAUUGAAAUACUUAAAAUGGCACUUAAAAUUUAGAUGCUUGAUAAUUACCUUCUAUAAUUAUGAAUAUAUUGAAUCGAAGUCCAGAUACAGUUGUUUGACCAGGGUUAUUACAUGACCAGUUUACCUCUUAAAUGGUUUAACAGUUAUGAAUAAUUAUAACAGGGUGAUUCAACAUCAUGUCAGUUGGUUUUCUGACAUAUUACUUACAAAGAAUUUUUUGUUUCCAUUUUUUUAAUCUUAAUAUUUCUAAUAUGUAUUUUUUUGAUACCUUGACCUGUCAUAUUUACAUGCCCAUAGUUUUUGUAAAUUUAAUUGAAAUAGUCUUUCUAUUUUCAGAAGUGUUUUUUUUUUUUCAAAAUCGUGUAAUAAAACAGUCUAGACUUUUUUUCGGGAAUACCCAACAUUUUCUUGAUUCCGCCGAAUUAAAGAUUAGGAUAAGAGUUGAGAAUGUUAUUGUCCGUGUUCAGGGAUAAUCUAUUCAUCACAAAGCAAUAUUUGUGUCAUUAUCAUGAUGUAUGCAUAUUCAUGUGUAUUAAAACCCUUUUCUUCAUAGAUAUGCCUUUUAACUUUUGUAUACAAAGCAUCAUGAAGAUGCAUUUUUACUUUAGAGAUAUAUUACAAGGGAAUUAACUAGGGGUGCCUGAUGUGGCCACUUCUCUAUGAAAGAAAGGGUUAAAGCCGUCUGGAAGGUUUCUACUGCCUUGUUGGUUAAGUUUACUUUUUAAGUUUUAGCUUACCUGUUUUCCAAAGAAAAAAUGUUCAGUUAUUGUUGCAGCCUUGGUGUCUCUGUGUGGUCUUCUCAAAGCCAAUGUUCUAACCUUGGCAAAAACUAAAUAAAUCAAUUUAGAUACUGUGAAAUCAUUAAUGUUCGUGGGGCAUUAAUGUUCGUGGUUUUCGUGGGUUAGGUGAUCCACGAAUUCAAGAUCCCACGAAAUAUAAACCCUUUAUUCACUUUUUCAAUUGCCUUGUUACGUACAUACUCUAGUAUAUUAUUUACAGAGGUCGCAGUAUACAGUGUUAAAACCUGUCUCACUGUAUAACUUACGAUCAUUAUUCUGUUAAUAUAUUAUAACUGCCUUUAUCAAAUAAUGAACCAAAUCAAUUUAAUGUGUUUUAUGCAGCAAAUGACAGUUAUAAGCACGUGUGCUGUUAAUGAAAAUCUCCAAGUUUACAAGAUGUGCGUGAUGAGUGUCUGUACUCGAUUUUUUUAUUUAAUGAUAUAAUUAAUCGAUUACUAGUACAUUGAAGGUUACUAAGCACCGAACGUGACAAUAUACGCACCUUUUCGGUGUUUUCACAGUUUGCAAAAUUCUUAAUUAGCAUUAAAUGGCUUCCCCUAUCUGUAUUUAUGAUCAGGGUACAUCUUCUUUUAUUACCUUUAUUCCCAAUUAAAUCGAUAAGUGACAUGGGUAUAUGCACUAAUUGGCAUGUCGUACCACAUUAGCGAGUGUCAUAAACCGAGUGACGUAGAAGACGGAAAUCACGGGCCAGCGCGUGGAUAUUAUGCAGACGAUCUAGGACGAUCGCAUCUUCGAUUUUUUUUUUUCAAAAAUGAAAAUCCACGAAUUUAAGUACCCACGAAAUUGUUUUUUUUUCGGCAAACCACGAAAUUUCAUGCCCACGAACAUUUAUGAUUUCACAGUAUUCCAAUGAAACUUGGAACUCAUGUUGCCAGAGGCAAUACUUAUAUGGUUAGCAAGACCGAAAACUUAAGCUUUUAUAAUUGAAGAGUUUCGCCCUUGGGUGGACAGUUAAAACAACAGACCAGUGUUGAUGUUCUCUGUGGGGUCCACUUGUUCGUACUUCAUUUCACUUGGAUUUUUUCAAUUCUUAUCAGUUUAUUUGGCAUUUUUGCUAACAUAUCAUUUCUUGACUGUUCAAAAAUGUCUUUCUCUUUGUGUAAAUGCUUGUAGAAUGGGUUUUAACAUUUUAUGACAUGUUGAUUUUUUAUGAUUUUUUGUAUCAUUUGUAUUUUUUGUAUCAUUUGUUUUUCAAUGGCAUUAGGCUAUAUGGUUUCUUCUCGUAUACCUGCGAAUAAUUUAUCAUACAAUGUUAAGCCUGUUUAAUACAGCUCAACUGAAUAAUUAAUGUUUAGCAUUAUAACAAAAAUGAUAAUGUAAUCAUUUAUGUUUUAUAUUCAGUUAAAUCUGGUUAUGAAGAUUAUGCCUUAAGGGUUCUGACUGUUCAAGCCUGAUUUAUUUAAGAUUUAUCAAGAAAUUAGCCUAAGUACAUAUAUUUCAAAUAUUUGGUUAAUUAACUCAACUGCAGGUAGCUUAUUUUGACUUUACUUUAUCAAGUUUUAUAUAAUAGAAGUUCUUAGAGGACAAUAUCAUUCCUCUUUCCAUGUGAUAGUGUACCUGGUAUUUAAAUGAUGAUAUGUUUUUUGGGUUUUAUGCAAAACAUUUUGAUACAUUCAAUUUUUGGUGUGUAAGAUCAGUCUUAUUGAUACAUGUAGUGCUAAAUUAGUUGUGAAAAAUCUGGCAGCUAAGAAUAAAAUAAUGUAUAAAAUGAUAAAGACUUUAUGAUUAAUCAUUAGGUAAACAGACUUUAAAUGUGCCUGUCCGAUUGUAAAAUUCUGUGUAAUACUCAGCUGCAGAUAGCUAUUUGUUUAAAGUUAAUCGUACGUACAUAAGUAUUUUUGUAAUGUGUAAUGUUUACAUUGGCUUCAAUCAAUCAAGUGUAAUGACGAUUGUUAAUUUGACUGGCACAUUAAAGAUGAAACAUACAUGUAUUUUUCCUAUACCAUAGGCUAGAUUCUGAUCGUAGAACUUUUCUUAUUUAAAAACACUGGACAUUACAGAUUUACAUUUGCACAAUAAACCACAACACUCCAAACAAAAUCAAAAGUGGUAGCAUUUUCCAAAAUUCGAAAUGAUAGUUCACCUUUGAUUUGGUCAGAACAGUGGAUCCUGAAAUGGUUGUAAUUUGACUGUAGUAAUGAUACACCCUUAUAACAAUUGGUAUUCAUACUGAUGUAAACAAUUGCUUUGACUUUGGAUUGUAAUUGGUUCAUUUUAAAGCCAAUUUACCCAUUAUGUCCCUUUAUGUAGCUCUGACUGUAUUAUACAGUAUAGGUUUACCAAACUGGUGCCAACAUUACUUAAUGAUGUGGUAGCACACUGAUGUAUGACAUUUUAUGAUAAAAAUAAUCACAUUUUUUUUCAAAACUUACCAAAUCACAAUAUAAAAUCAUAUAUUACAUAUCUUAUUUGUCAGAGCAAGUAGUAUGACAACGUGUACAGCGUCAAGCAGAAAUGAGUCGGCUAUCCUUGGCAUCCAAUCAAAUAUGUUUUACAGAAGAAAGAAACAUAAUACCGUUGCCUGGAAAAAAAGAGCAACAUUGCGCCAUAGGCAAUGCCAUUCUUUUUAAGAUAAAAAACUUGAUAUUUGUUACUUAUAUCAUUUUUACGGUAAGACUUAUUUCUGCGGGUUGCCACUCAUGUCCAGUUUUGUAAGUGGUACGGAAUAUAUCCAUAUUUGGUUACUGUAAUUGACUAAAAGAAAAUAUCACUGUACACACAAAAGCAAUUAAUGUAUAUAACAUAUAUUCUUAGCUCCACUGGCCUCGGGCCAGAAGAGUUUCUACAAUGGCAUGUUGUCCAGCGUCAGUAAACAGUUGCUUGUGAAUGGGAUACACUCUUCAAUCUUGAUUGCAUCUCAAUUAAACUUAUACAGUAGGUAGAUAUCCAUAUGUGCUUGGUUCCAUUUGUUAAACCAGCCAGAUUUGCCCAUGCAUGACUGGAUUAUGGCCCUCAAAAUGUUGCAGCCCUAGCGAAAGUAUACUCUAAGGGAGGCAACUUUUACAGAGUUGUGUUUUCUAGUUUUUAUCUCCCUUUGGCCCUUGUAAACCAUUUUGUUCACUGAUAACUUAACAUUGAAAGCAGGUUCAGUAAAUUGCCUAUUAGUAGUAUUUACAUGCUAAAGAUAAAAAUUAUCAAAAAUGUCAUGCCAGUAGGCCCUCAUGGUUGGCUCCAGCCUCUUAAUUUUGAAUUUUACAUGUUUGUAUCCAAGAAUUGGUAAUUCAUCUUCACAAUAUAAUCUACAUGUGUUUAUGUGAAACAAUCUAAAGGCAUUGUUUAAAGAGAUUAUGAUAAAAUUAUGUCACACGUAGCGCUGUAUUUCGUGCUAGGUGUAUCACAUAUCUCAUCUCAUCAAUCUGUUAGUUCAUCAUCUUGUAGUAAAGUUUGCAUUUCUGCUUCAGGAAAAUAUCAUUUAAUGAUGCAUGAUUUUGUUUUGGUAUGUACAUGUUUGCUUUGUUAGUUAGGCUAAGAUGAGAUAAUAUCUAGUUUGUCAGGCAAAUUCUUUUUUAAAUAAGCAUGGAUUUUAUUCAACUUCACUUAUUGUUUUCAUUAGGUAUUGAUUUUUUUACUUAUUCAUUUUUGAAUGUUGAAUAUAAGUAAAGGUGACUUUUGUAAGUUAUUCUAUAUAUAAUAAUAGUCGUUCAUCAAGUAUAAACAUUUCUAAAUAUGUUGUCUUAAGUUAAUAACUUUGGAGUAAAACUGUUGUAAAAUUUUAUUUUAAGAAUUAAGAAUAAUGGAAAAUUUAAUUUUUAAGAAUUAAAAAAUAAUGGAAAAUUUUAUUUUUAGAAUGAAAAAUAAUGAUAGCUCCAGUAGAAGUAUUUUUAAAAAAAAGAAGCGUGCCUGAAAAACUAAAAAUUAUGUUUGUAAGGCCUUAGUUUGGAAUGAAUCAUAGAGCUAUAUCUGAAAGAUGCUGUUCAUUACUUAUUCACACCAUGCUCUAGUGAUUUGUCCAAAAAAAAUCUGUAGUUUGUCAAUAUUUCCUGGUUUGGAAAACUGGAGGGUAUUAAAUGUUGAAACAUAUGACUAUAAACACUUUCAUCUAAUAAAUGAUAUAAGAUUAUUGCGGAUACUUUUUUUAGCGACAUUUUGUAUGAAGGUUGCCAUUUCGAAAAAUUAUUUUUGUUUUCAUCAGUCAAAAUUUUGUUUUGUAAAUGCAGCAACUGACAUCAUCCGUGAUAUGUAGAUUGGUUGUGUACAUUUUAAUUUGAUAGGCAAUUAAUUCAUCUGUCUUUGAAGUUUAAAAAAAGCCGAUUGCAUUUGCAGUCAUAGUGCAUCUACAUCACAACUCGAAGUCACCUUAAUCAUACAAGUCUUUGAAAUCAGUUAGCACAUGUUAAAGACUGUUCAUAUGUAGUGAUUUAUUAAUAUCUCUAUUUGUAUUUCCAAAUCAUUCAAUGUUGUAUGUUUUGUAUAAAAGCAAUAGUUUAUUUGUUGUUACCAAUUUAGUGUAGAUUUAUAUAACUUAGGUAAAUAAUCCAUGUUAUGCAAUUAUAAUGUAUCUUCAUUCAAUGUAAAUUCCAUGCAUAAGUAAAUAAACAUUUAAAUGUAA